Molecule: messenger RNA, 1326 nt
Organism: Mesorhabditis belari
Lineage: Eukaryota; Metazoa; Nematoda; Chromadorea; Rhabditida; Rhabditidae
Source: the annotation of a GenBank genome assembly
AUGCUCAUCAUCUGUGCUGUGAUCGGGCUAUAUGCAAGCACCGCGCUAGCCUCUCUCCCCAUUUGUUCAAAGUGUCCAGCAGCUGGCCACUGGUCAAGGUGGGAAGACUAUACAAGCUGUACAGGCACGUGUGGUUUAUUCGGAAGAAAAGUUCAAAAGAGGACGUGUCUCACAUGGAAAUGGGGAUGUCCAUGCCAGGGACCAUAUUCUCGAACAAGACCAUGUGCUCCGAAGCCAUGUCCUGAUGACUCGAAUGCCUGUGCUGAGGGAUAUUCACUCUACCCCAACUCCAAACUCAAGGAAGUUCUCUGUGGAAAUGUGACUCUGCCGAGUGACUAUGUGAUGCCAAAGUGUCGAAUCACAAAAGUCCUCGCAAAUUGUGCUUUCCCAAAUCUUGGCAUUUGGAGUGGCUGGAAAUCGACGGCACCAUGCACGGCAACCUGCCACAAAUGCACCGGCUCCUCAACAAGAACGAUUCAUUGUCCCAAACUCGCCUGUCCAGGAGAUGUGUGUGCAUUGGAUACGAAAGCGGUGACGAAUCUUGUGACUGGCAAAAGGGUUUGCGGUGUCGGCCUGCCACAGGAUCCCGUUUUGCAAAUGCCCUUAUGCACGACAACAACCAAAAAGGCUACCACAAAGCCCACAACGAAGACAACGAAGAAGCCGACCACAACGACAACGACAAAGAAAACGACAACGACAAAGAAAACGACGACAUCGACAACAACCACAACUACGACCACAACGACACCAGCGCUACCAUGUGUCACAACUUCGGUACCCACCACAACCUAUGCCGAUUGUGCAGCUGUUGGUGGUGGCUUCAUUGAUGUCGGUGGAUCGUGUUAUCAAGCAAUCUUCAUCAAUGACUCUUACAUUGGUGGAGCUAGAGCCAAAUGUCAGGCAUUGAAUCCCAAUGCUGACUUGGGCACGAUUCGAUGUGAUUCGGAGAAUACAGGAGUUGCCAAUCUUGUACCAGCUGAUUUGAAGACUCAAUGUUCAACGUUUGGAAAUUUCUUCUAUAGUCAAAUGUUAUUGGGGAUUAACAAUGUGACAACGACGAGUGGGAUUGCCUGGUCAAAUGGUGCCAACUCGACUUAUCGAAACUGGGCCCCAGGAGAGCCAAACGGAAACAGUCCAGCAGAAACAGAUGCAGCCAGCAGUGCAACGCUCUACAUUGCGUCCACAGAUCCAGCUGGUGGCACGUAUCCGCUGGGACAAUGGGAAAACAUGCUACCAUCUUGGGUGGUUUGUGCGGCUGUCUGUGAAGUGAUCACGGCAAAAACCGGAAAUGGUUGUGGCUUCUCACCGUGCCAGAAUCUUCCG